GCCUUUAGCCUCCCUCCCACCGCCUCUGUCUCCCUCUCUCCAAGAACUGCCCAGGAGUGAGCAGCUGCUCCCGGUUGGCCCUGCCUGACGGACAGACACAGGACAGCCUGACAUCCUAGCCCACCAACUAACCAGCCUGCACCUGGCUGCUUCCCCCUCCCCAGGAACAUUCCCCAUGAAUCCCCUGUGGCUACUCACCUUGCUGCUGGCCCUGAGCCAGGCCCUGCCCUUUGAACAGAAGGGCUUCUGGGACUUCACCUUGGAUGAUGGGCUGCUUAUGAUGAAUGAUGAGGAGGAGGCUUCAGGCUCAGACACCACCUCAGGUGUCCCGGACCUGGACUCUCUCACACCUACCUUCAGUGCCAUGUGUCCCUUCGGCUGCCACUGCCACCUGCGUGUUGUUCAGUGCUCUGACUUGGGUCUGAAGACUGUGCCCAAGGAGAUCUCACCUGACACCACACUGCUAGACCUGCAGAACAAUGAUAUCUCUGAGCUCCACAAGGAUGACUUCAAAGGCCUCCAGCACCUCUAUGCCCUGGUCCUGGUAAACAAUAAGAUCUCCAAGAUCCACGAGAAGGCCUUUAGCCCUCUGCGGAAGCUGCAGAAACUCUACAUCUCCAAGAACCACCUGGUGGAGAUUCCUCCCAACCUGCCCAGCUCCCUGGUAGAGCUACGAAUCCAUGACAACCGCAUCCGCAAAGUGCCCAAGGGCGUAUUCAGCGGGCUCCGGAACAUGAAUUGCAUUGAGAUGGGUGGCAAUCCCCUGGAGAACAGUGGCUUUGAACCAGGAGCCUUUGAUGGCCUGAAGCUCAACUACCUGCGCAUCUCAGAAGCCAAGCUCACUGGCAUCCCCAAAGAUCUUCCUGAGACCCUGAAUGAACUUCACCUGGACCACAACAAAAUCCAGGCGAUUGAGUUGGAAGACCUACUUCGCUACUCCAAGCUGUACAGGCUGGGCUUAGGCCACAACCAAAUCCGGAUGAUUGAGAAUGGGAGCCUGAGUUUUCUACCUACCCUUCGGGAACUCCACUUGGACAACAACAAGUUAUCCCGGGUGCCCGCUGGUCUCCCAGAUCUCAAGCUCCUCCAGGUGGUCUAUCUGCACUCCAACAACAUCACCAAGGUGGGCAUCAAUGACUUCUGCCCCAUGGGCUUUGGAGUCAAGAGGGCCUACUAUAACGGCAUCAGCCUCUUCAACAACCCUGUGCCCUACUGGGAAGUACAGCCAGCCACCUUCCGCUGCGUCACUGACCGCCUGGCCAUCCAGUUUGGAAAUUAUAAGAAGUAAAGGCAGUGGUAGCCACCAUGAUGGCCUUGGUGAGAGUCUCCGAGGAACAUAGCCAGACGUUCUACAGGGGAAGGGGAAGCAAAGAAGCCAAGCCCCCUCCCUGCGCCUUUGUUCCCCAACACUAGCUCACUGCCCCACCACAGCCUCCCUCUGGCUCCCAGUGCACGUAUGCACAUGGCCUGGCCCUCUCACCCAUUCCCCUCAGCUUUUGAGAUUUGACACUCACCUACCAUAUCCACUCAAAGACUCCCUAUAAACCUUGUCCAUUCUGUCACCCAGAUAUCAGUGGCAGGAGGAGCUUGCAAGUGUGGACACAGCACACUGGUACAGCUACUGUGCCAUCCAGGCAUGUAUUCCUCUCUUCCUCGCCCAUGUCCGUCUUGUAGCUCUCUUGGGCCAUACCUGCUGCCUUUGGCCUCUGGUGAUCCCCAGUUCAUUACCUGUCCAUCACAGACAUUACUAGUUCCUGGAGCAGUCCUUCUUUCCAACCCUGUUAUGCUUCCUUCUAGGGUGCUAGAUCUGUCCCCUGCCAUCUCUCUGGACCCAGUUCAUAUCUCUCUGUAUCUCUCUACCUAUGCCUUUAUCUGUCUUUCUGUCUGCCUAUUUCUAUCUCUGUCUGGGUGUAUCUUUCUGACUCUUCCUCUCCUCUCCCUCCCUUUCUUCCUCCCCCUUUCUCUCUCUCUCUCUCUCUCUCUCUCUCUCUCUCUCUCUCUCUCUCUCUCUCUCUCACUCUCUCUCUCUCUCUCUCUCACACACACACACACACACACACACACACACACUGACCAUGUGCUAGGCUGCUUUCUGCUUCAUAGGUCUCUGGCCAGUUCCUGCACAAAUACAUCUGGGAGCAACUAUCUCACUGAUUGCCCUGCCCAGCACUUGACCCCUAGCGCUGGAGGAGGCUUGAAGGUGGAGGCCAAGAACCCUGUCUAUAUUGCCCAGGAAGGGCAGCAUACUCGGCUAUCAAAAUGAGGAGCAGGAAGCUUCCUAGCCCCUGGAGAUGCUCAGCAGGCCACCAGAGCCCCCAGAACCAGUUUGCAUUGGCCCAUGUCCUCUCCCCAAGAUGGCUAGGUCCCUCUCCCUCACCUUUGGGUUCCUGCUGUGGUAGGGAUUGGUGAGCAGUUGCACCCAGCUGGAGGAAGUGCUGCUUCUGAGAUCAGUUGUCUUUCAAUUAAAGAAACACUGUGCAAUA
Molecule: messenger RNA, 2483 nt
Organism: Phodopus roborovskii (desert hamster)
Lineage: Eukaryota; Metazoa; Chordata; Mammalia; Rodentia; Cricetidae
Gene: Bgn
Product: biglycan
Exons: 8
Coding region: 176-1288 (370 amino acids)
Molecular function (GO): protein binding
Source: RefSeq, a predicted model, not a curated record